AUGUUCUUUUCUAGAGUGGUUGAAGCAUUAACGAAAGUUCUACUUAAUGUAGGUGGGACAUUGAUGGAGAUGAUUAGCAUACCCGUUGCAAUGGAGAGGGCACAGAUAGUCAAUAAGGACAUGAAGGUAGAGAUUCCAUCAGAGUCUGAGAGCAUGUCGAACGGUGGCACGAAGUUUACAUCUGGGCUUCAAAGACAGACAAGCGCUACAAAGAGCAAUUGCUUAUGCUCUCCAACCUCCCAUGCUGGUUCUUUCCGGUGCAGGUUACACCGUGCCCCCAGCCUUCAACGAAACAAAAGCAUUGAGUCUGCCUCUCUGCGAGACUCAGAAACUAAGAUCAAUACGACAGCUGAUGAUACUAGUAAUGCAAAAACAAUUGAGGCCCAGUAA
This is a messenger RNA of Dovyalis caffra, 390 nucleotides long. Lineage: Eukaryota; Viridiplantae; Streptophyta; Magnoliopsida; Malpighiales; Salicaceae. The record is from the annotation of a GenBank genome assembly.